GCGCGAGACAACGCGUGCAUCUCUUAGCCCAGCGUCAGCGGAGGAAUAUCUCAGUUGUUAUUUAUUCGGCUUGUUGUUCAUUUUCUAUUUUAUGAUUAAUCUGCGUUCUCACGUGUGAACCCGCUACAAAGACUCUAACAACUUCUUAUCUGGUGGCUGUUUCUUUUGUCAUCUUAAAGGAAACAAUCUACAUUUUGGAGUAACUUCCCCCAGGUGGAGCUCUGAAUAACAAAGACAUAAGAAAAAAAGAAAAAAACAUGGGAUUGAUGUUGCCAUAGCAAAAGGCUGUAGAGUGAGAAGAGGCAGACACACUGAAGCCAAAUUGUGGUGGUAUUAAGUCAUGAUGCAGGAAUCUGCGACAGAGACAAUAAGCAACAGUUCAAUGAAUCAAAAUGGAAUGAGCACUCUAAGCAGCCAAUUAGAUGCUGGCAGUAGAGAUGGAAGAUCAAGUGGUGACACGAGCAGUGAAGUAAGCACAGUUGAACUGCUGCAUCUGCAACAACAGCAGGCACUACAAGCAGCAAGGCAAUUGCUUUUACAGCAGCAAAGCAGUGGACUAAAAUCUCCAAAGAGCAACGACAAACAGCGUCCACUGCAGCAGGUGCCUGUGUCAGUGGCCAUGAUGACUCCCCAGGUGAUCACCCCUCAGCAAAUGCAGCAGCUCCUCCAACAGCAAGUGCUAUCCCCACAGCAGCUUCAGGCUCUUCUCCAGCAGCAGCAAGCAGUCAUGUUACAGCAGCAACAUCUCCAGGAGUUUUAUAAAAAACAGCAGGAACAGUUACACGUUCAACUUUUACAGCAACAGCAUCCAGGCAAGCAAGUAAAGGAGCAACAGCAACAGCAACAACAACAGCAGCAGCUAGCAGCCCAGCAGCUUGUCUUCCAACAGCAGCUCCUUCAGAUGCAGCAACUCCAGCAGCAACAGCACCUUCUGAACCUGCAGCGGCAGGGCCUCAUCUCUAUGCCUCCUGGACAGUCUGCCCUCCCUGUCCAAAACCUGCCACAAGCUGGCUUGAGCCCUGCAGAAAUCCAGCAGUUGUGGAAAGAAGUAACUGGGGCUCACAAAAUGGAAGACAGUAGCAUUAAACACGGAGGGCUUGACCUCACUACUAACAAUUCUUCCUCUACUACCUCCACGACCACUUCCAAAGCAUCGCCACCUAUUACCCAUCAUUCCAUAGUGAAUGGACAGUCUUCAAUCCUCAAUUCAAGAAGAGAUAGCUCUUUACAUGAGGAGACUGGGGCCUCUCAUUCUCUCUACGGCCAUGGAGUGUGCAAAUGGCCUGGUUGUGAAAGCAUCUGUGAAGAUUUUGGUCAGUUUUUAAAGCACCUUAACCAUGAACAUGCAUUGGAUGAUAGGAGCACGGCACAGUGUCGGGUACAGAUGCAAGUUGUACAACAAUUAGAGAUACAGCUUUCUAAAGAACGUGAACGUCUUCAGGCAAUGAUGACCCACUUGCACAUGCGACCCUCAGAACCCAAGCCGUCUCCAAAACCUCUGAAUUUGGUAUCGAGUGUCACCAUGUCCAAGAACAUGUCAGAGACGUCCCCUCAGAACUUACCUCACACCCCCACUACACCAACCGCCCCAGUCACUCCACUUACCCAGAGCUCCUCUGUUAUCACCUCAGCCAGUCUGCCCAGUGUAGGAGCCAUCCGAAGACGGCACUCAGACAAAUACAGCAUUCCCAUGUCAUCAGGUGGUGACACAGUGUUUAUUUUUCCAGAGAUUGCCCCAAACUAUGAGUUUUAUAAGAAUGCAGAUGUCAGACCUCCAUUUACUUAUGCAACUCUCAUAAGGCAGGCUAUCAUGGAAGCAGCUGACAUGCAGUUAACACUUAAUGAAAUUUACAGCUGGUUCACACGGACAUUUGCCUACUUCAGGCGUAAUGCAGCAACUUGGAAGAAUGCAGUUCGACAUAAUCUUAGUCUGCACAAGUGUUUUGUUCGAGUAGAAAAUGUUAAAGGGGCAGUGUGGACAGUGGAUGAAAUGGAAUACCAAAAGCGGAGGUCGCAGAAGAUAACAGGGAGCCCCACGUUGGUUAAAAACUUGCCAACCAGCCUGGGGUAUGGUGCAGCUCUCAAUGCAAGCUUACAGGCUGCAUUAGCAGAAAGUAGUUUACCAUUGCUUGGUAACCCAGGCCUGAUACACACUAGCUCAAGUAGUUUACUGCAGGCAGCCCAUGAAGACCUCAAUGGUUCACUGGACCACCUUGACAGCAAUGGGAAUAGCAGUCCAGGCUAUUCUCCACCGCCCCACAUGCACCCAAUUCAUGUCAAGGAGGAACCGUUGAAUACAGAUGAAGAGUGCCCAAUGUCAUUAGUGAUAACAGCCAAUCACAGUCCGGAACUAGAAGAGGAUAGAGAAAUUGAGGAAGAACAUUUAUCUGAGGACCUGGAAUAACAAGGAACAGACAUGAGUACCUUCAGCCACAGGGACAGAUGACAGACCUCCAUAACCACAUCACUGCAAAGAAAAUAUGGCAGACUUUUACUGUGACUAUUUAUUGAGCAUGCAUCAAGGAGACAGCCUAAAGGAACUAUUUGUUACAGCCCUUUGGGACUAAGUAAUGACAAGCAUUACAUGCUUGGUUUUUAACCUAUAAAGACUGGUUUCCUAAUAAACUCAAAAUGGCUCGGCCAUAUUACAAAAAAGAAAAAGAUUUGGCAAACAAGGGUUAAUGGAUUGAAGAAAAUGGGGAAGUCUGUUCUAUAGAAAGCUAAUGGACUCACAUACUGCCAAAAAUAGUGUUAGUUUCAUUCAGUGUGAAUUUCCAACCUGCAGUAGUUGUUAAUAUUAGAAACAAUUGCUGAUCCAGUUCAAGUUGUUGUUGUUUUAUCAUUUGCACAGGAGUAGUAUCAGAAAUUAGUGUCACUGCCUGUAUGUAGCUAAUAUUUUAAGACGGACCAGUAGUUUGUUUGUUUUUUCUUUGUUUUUUGUUUUUUAUGUUGGCGCCACCAACUGUAAAUGACAUUAGUUACCAAUUACAGAACCACAGUUAUGAGACUGUUGCAAAUUUGAAAUGCCCAAAAAAUAAAUAAAAACAACCUAGGCUUCCAGUAUUUUUGUUAGUGCUGAAAUGUAAAGUGUAAUCUUAAGUUGAAAAAGUAACUGUUUGUGCAAGCAUCAUAAGGAAAAAAUGCAUUUCCGCAUAUUCUACAACUGUUCUCUUUACCUCCUCGUUCUGAAGCUUUGUCUACCUGCAAACAGUCAAAGGCAACAGCUAGAAACCAAAGCCAACUCAAACAAUGGCCAAUAGCUCAGAGACAGAAGCAGCCACAUGCUUUGGUCAGCCUUCUGUGACUUUAAUUAGUACAAAGGAUGCUUUCCAUGAACUACCUUCUGAUAACCUCUGGGAUUGUUUCAUUUAGCCCUGUACAAAGAAAAUAACUCCAUUUUGAUGUGUUGUUUGAUUAAUUAAGAGUCCACCUUAAUGCAGAAUUUGCCUGUAUUUACUGUAUGGAAAAAUAAGACGAGCUGUAAACAUACUGUAAAAGAAGAUGGUGGUAGUUGGUAGGAAGCAGCUAAUUGUGGAUCAUAAAUACCACUGACCAAAACUUUUGUGUACUUAACAGAAGUGCAGAAUUUGUAAUGCUGUAUAAUUACAGUUUGGUUUACUUUGCAUUAAGCCAAACUGUAAUUAUACAUCCACUCAUGUUUUCUAGUGAAUAUGUGAUGUUAGUGGGACUGUCUUGUACAUUUUGUCUUUUAAUUUCUUGUACAAUUUGUUCAGAGCCAUCUUAAAUGAAACUGAAAACAACAUAGUAGUAACCAAACAUUUAAAGAUCUAGUGAAGCCAAAACCAAAAAAAUAAUUUCAAGUUGAUAUGAAAUGAUCUGGCAUGGUUGCUUCAAGUGAAAGCAAAUAUUAUAGCCAUUGUAGUCUAUGAUGUUUAAGGUGACUGUUGCCUUU
Polyodon spathula (Mississippi paddlefish) is the source of this 3913-nucleotide messenger RNA. It is a transcript of the gene foxp2, whose product is annotated as forkhead box P2. Gene Ontology annotation, molecular function: RNA polymerase II cis-regulatory region sequence-specific DNA binding; DNA-binding transcription repressor activity, RNA polymerase II-specific. The record is from RefSeq and is a predicted model, not a curated record. Gene Ontology annotation, biological process: regulation of transcription by RNA polymerase II. The transcript has 19 exons. Lineage: Eukaryota; Metazoa; Chordata; Actinopteri; Acipenseriformes; Polyodontidae. Gene Ontology annotation, cellular component: nucleus. Bases 341 to 2404 code for a protein of 687 amino acids.